This is a messenger RNA of Mus musculus (house mouse), 1566 nucleotides long. Its product is annotated as PRAME family member 8-like. The record is from RefSeq and is a predicted model, not a curated record. Lineage: Eukaryota; Metazoa; Chordata; Mammalia; Rodentia; Muridae. The coding region runs from base 67 to 1512 and encodes 481 amino acids. The transcript has 4 exons.
AGCCUGUCCUUGCUUGCAAUAGGAACACUGUCACCUCAGGAGCCUUCUUCCUGAAGACCUGAGAGGAUGAGUGGUCAGACCCCACCCACACUCCAGAAGCGAGCAAGGCAGACACAGCUGAGAGAUGAGGCUUUGGCCAUAUCCCCUCUGGAGAACGUGCCAGCUGUGUACGUCCCAUGGCUGUUCCAAGAGGCCUUUGCUGGCAGACACAACUCGCUCAUAAAGACAAUGGUGGCAGCCUGGCCUUUCCAAUAUCUCCCUGUGGGGUCAUUGAUAAAUAUGCAUAACCUGGAAACCUUGCAAGCUCUGCUAGAUGGUGUAGACAGGAGACUGACAAGAAAAUUUCCCCCCGGGAGGCCAAAACUUCAGGUUCUCGACAUGAGAAAUGUGCACCAUGUCUUCUGGAACAUAGGGAGCGAUGCAAAUGACAGUGACUCUGAUGCAGAGACCUUGGAUGAAAAGCAAGUAGUGAAGGCCCUUCCCAGAUAUGCACUGAGGCAGCGUCUGAAGAUCAUAGUUGAUCUGUCAAUCAGUUCUCAGCUCAAUGAAGAAAAAGCAUAUUUCUUGAAUUGGGCCAAGCAGAGAAAGGGGUCCAUAAAUUUCUGCUGUACAAAGAUGAAGAUCUGGGAUGCACCAGACAAAGUUAUCAGAGAAAUCAUGAAUGUUUUUCAUCCAGAGCACAUUACAGAAUUAGAACUGUAUACCGACUGGACUCUGUUGCGGCUGGCACAUUUUGCUCCCUACUUUGGGCAGAUGAAAAAUCUUGAAAAAGUCUUCCUGGCACCACUCCACAAGAAUACCUCCCCUAUUAUGAAUAUAACAGGGGCCUCAAAAGUCAAGUGUAUCAAAAAGAUUAUUUCUCAGUUUUCCAAAUUCAACUGUCUCCAACAUGUCUUCAUGAAACGUGUCCAUUUUCUCAGAGACCACCUGCAUCAGAUCCUAGGGUGCCUGAGGACGCCCUUGCAGACCCUCUCCAUCACUCACUGCCUAAUUUCACAGACAGACUUGGAUUCCUUUUCCUGCUGUCACAACCUUUUUAAGUUAAAAAAUCUGGAAAUCAGAGGAGUGACACUAUUUGCUCUCGAUCUUAUGCCUCUGAGAGGUCUCCUAGGAAAACUGGCAGGUACUCUUAAGUCUCUGGAUUUUCAGUGGUGUAGCAUGAAGGACUCCCAGCUCAUUGUCCUCUUACCUGCCCUCAGUCAAUGCUCUCAGCUCAACCAGAUCAACUUCUACAGCAAUGACUUCUCCAUGGCCAUCCUGAAGGACCUUUUGCAGCACACAGCCACCUGGAGCAAGAUGAAUGUGGAACAAUACCCUGUCCCUCUGGAGUGCUAUGAUGCAUUGGGUCAUGUCUCCAGAGAAAGAUUUGUGGAACUUUGUCAGGAGCUCAUGGAUACCCUCAGGGCCAAAAGAGAGCCUAAGAGCAUAUCUUUUGCAACAAAUGUCUGCCAAAACUGUGGCAAGACCUGUGUCUAUGGCCAGGGGGCAAGGCUUUGUUCCUGUUUGCAGUAAACAUGGAUACAGGACUUCUGACUAUGAAUAAAUGACAUGCUUUGGACACAUCUC